ACUGAAAAAAUUUUACCACAAAAUUUAAAUGAUGUGAAUGAAAUAAUAUUUUAUUUCAAUAAAGGCAUGAACUUUUGCACUGAUCCAUUAUUGCCUUAUCAUGCAUUAUUUGUUAUUUUAAUGCACUUUCAUUUGCAAUUAUUACUAAUUGAAGCAAACGGUUAGACGUUUGAGUUCCAGGGUACAGACUCUCAACGCCUUUCUCUAUACUCGCGGCGAAUUAAAAUCGAGAAAGUGACGACAUAUCCAACGUACGUAAAGUGUAGUAAGUACUUUCGUUGAGGAACACACCGUGGUGAUUCCUCCACAGAGCAUGGAGAAUUCGUACCGUUAACCAAUGGAGGGAGAUUUCGAAGUGGGGAGUUCACCUUAGUUAGAUUGUGUGGUCUCGAUUUACCAAGAGUCUCGUUCACCACGUCCUCGUGGUGCAUCCGUUUCAUUUUAAAAUCAGCCAAAUAACUCGUUCCUAAAAAAUAUUCUCUUAGUCGUAAAGAAAGUUGUUAGAAACUAUUUUAAAUUAAUUUAUAAUGCUGUGACAACCGAGUCCGAUCUGCUAGUGCCGUUGACGAAAUCUAUAACGGGAUAGCUGAAACAGAAGGUGAAGGAGAAAGGCUUUCAAAUGCGCUCCAGAAUGAAUCAACAAGUACAAUUCGCCUUGAUACGUCAACUUUCACGUACAAAGGACAAUCUUCGAAGAGGUUUAUGUUCAGGUGCAGUGGCUUCGACAAGAGAUUGCACGGUCGACCAUGAUGCAAUUCAAGCGCGGUCCUACGAGGAAAUACCGGGGCCGAAACCGAUACCAAUUUUAGGGAAUACCUGGCGGCUGUUCCCGGUGAUCGGCCAGUAUCAAAUAUCAGAUACCGCCAAAGUGUCGCAAAUGUUUUAUGACGAAUACGGGAAGAUCGUACGUUUAACUGGUUUGAUAGGUCGACCGGAUUUAUUGUUCGUUUACGAUGCUGACGAGAUCGAGAAGAUCUACAGGCAGGAGGGACCGACGCCGUUCAGGCCGUCGAUGCCGUGCCUCGUGCACUACAAGAGCGUCGCCAGGAAGGAGUUCUUCGGGGACUUACCAGGCGUCGUCGGAGUUCACGGCGAACUAUGGCGAGAAUUUCGUACGAGAGUACAGAAACCUGUUCUGCAACCCCAAACAGUUAGGAAAUAUAUAACACCCAUCGAGACGGUCACCUCUGACUUUAUAAAAAGAAUCCAGGAGAUCAAAAGAGAAGAUGAUGAACUUCCCGGGGAUUUUGAUAAUGAAAUACAUAAAUGGGCUCUAGAGUGUAUAGGUCGCGUCGCUCUGGACGUGCGAUUAGGGUGCUUAGAGGGUAAUCUGGCUCCGGAUUCGGAACCCCAAAAGAUUAUAGACGCGGCGAAAUUCGCUUUGAGAAACGUGGCCGAACUUGAAUUAAAAGCUCCUUACUGGAGAUACGUACCUACUCCGCUUUGGUCGCGAUACGUCCGAAACAUGGAUUUUUUUGUCGAAGUUUGCAUGAAGUACAUCGAUGCAGCAGUUGAGAGACUGAAAACCAAGAAGACGGUGGAUGAGUCCGAUUUAUCUCUCGUCGAAAGAAUUUUAGCUAAGGAAACCAAUCCCAAAAUGGCUUACAUACUUGCGUUAGAUCUGAUCUUAGUUGGAAUAGACACAAUUUCUAUGGCUGUUUGCUCGAUAUUGUAUCAAUUAGCUACUAGGCUUGAAGAACAGGAGAAGAUUUAUCAGGAACUCGUAGAAAUUCUACCUGAUCCGUCUGUACCUCUCACGACAAGUCAUCUAGAUAAAGCUGUUUAUAUGAAAGCGUUCAUUCGUGAAGUUUUUCGAGUCUAUUCCACGGUCAUUGGUAACGGUAGGACGUUGCAACAAGAUGCUAUCAUUUGUGGAUACAAAGUACCGAAGGGAGUACAAGUGGUGUUUCCAACUGUGGUCACAGGAAAUAUGGAAGAAUAUGUAACAGAUGCAAAGACAUUUAAGCCGAUGAGGUGGCUCAAACAAUCGUCGAACGAAACCUUGCAUCCGUUCGCAUCGCUUCCUUAUGGGUAUGGUGCACGCAUGUGUUUAGGUAGAAGAUUCGCUGACUUAGAAAUGCAAGUUUUAUUGGCUAAGUUGAUAAGAUCUUACAAAUUGGAGUACCAUCACAAACCAUUGAAAUACAAUGUCACGUUCAUGUACGCUCCACAUGGAGAGCUCAAAUUCAAAGUACUACCGAGAUAGCUAUUAAGCAAUUAAUACAAAUACAAACGAAUAAA
Molecule: messenger RNA, 2241 nt
Organism: Ceratina calcarata
Lineage: Eukaryota; Metazoa; Arthropoda; Insecta; Hymenoptera; Apidae
Gene: Cyp301a1
Product: Probable cytochrome P450 301a1, mitochondrial
Exons: 11
Coding region: 620-2206 (528 amino acids)
Molecular function (GO): iron ion binding; oxidoreductase activity, acting on paired donors, with incorporation or reduction of molecular oxygen; heme binding
Source: RefSeq, a predicted model, not a curated record